AUGCGGCUUUUGACCUUCUUCGGUGCUCUCGCACUUAUUCCUGCUGUCACCUCGUCGCCCGUGACAGGAUACAAGCUUGCUGCCCGUGAUGAUAAACGAGGCAAUGAGACUGUUGCUGGGCUCGGAGCUCGUAAGCAAGCGGUGACUGGUGCUGGCGGCAACACUCGCGACCUGGCUAUUGCGAUGCUGGAGACUACGACCAUGACUGCUGACUAUACCUAUGGGGAUGGUAAGACUGGAGAAGCUACCAACUUUGGUAUUUUCAAGCAGAACUGGUAUAUGCUGCGCCACUCUGCGUCUGAGUUCUUGGGCGAGACCGUGGACCAGGUUGCCGAUGGAGCGAUUUUGAACACCGAUUUGGGCAAGGACAUCCAGGCCCGUCAUGACGGCGAGGAGAAGUAUGGCUUUGACGUUUGGUUUGCCGGUCAUCGCAAUGGAGAGUCUGGCGUUAAUGAUCCCAAUACUUCUGACAUAAACGCAUACAAGGAUGCGGUUCUGUGGAUCCAACAGCAGAUCGAGAGCGAUGAGAAGUACCAAAGUGAUGAUACUCGCUUCUGGGUCGACGUCCAGGCUAUCUAA
Molecule: messenger RNA, 579 nt
Organism: Penicillium argentinense
Lineage: Eukaryota; Fungi; Ascomycota; Eurotiomycetes; Eurotiales; Aspergillaceae
Product: glycoside hydrolase family 134 protein
Exons: 4
Coding region: 1-579 (192 amino acids)
Source: RefSeq, a predicted model, not a curated record